AUGUCGCAACCCAAUCCGAGUUAUCAAGAUGCGCCAUCAUCUCCCGGGCGCCACAGGUUGAACAUUGCGAUGGUCUCCGAUUACUUUUACCCUAACGUCGGGGGCGUCGAGUCUCACAUCUACAUCCUUUCUCAGAAAUUAAUUCAACGUGGACAUAAAGUUAUCGUCAUCACCCACCAUUACGGUAAUCGUUGUGGAAUUCGCCACUUACCUGCCGGCCUCAAGGUAUAUCAUAUUCCGAUUGGCACUUUACCUUUUUCUUCAACUGCGGCGACGGUCCCGAACAUGUUUGGAUGUCUACCCCUCAUCCGUGCAAUACUCCUUCGUGAACGGAUACAAAUCUUACAUGCCCAUCAAGCUCUUAGCUCCGUUGGACUGGAGUCCACCAUGCAUGCGAAAACGCUACAAAUCGGAAUCCGCACGAUUUUCACCGAUCAUUCGCUCUUCGGUCUCGGUGGUGGUGGUUGGGGUGAAGUGAGCGGGAAUAAGAUCGUAAAGGGUAUCAUGAGUGAUAUCGACGGCGUGAUUUGUGUCAGUCACACUGGGAAAGAGAACACGGUUUUAAGAGCUAUGCUGAACCCCGACAUAGUUUAUGUAAUACCCAACGCCAUUGUUGCCGACAGCUUUCAGCCUGACCGCAAGAAAUCCCGUUAUUCCGGUGGUCCAUUGACCAUUGUCUGUGUUUCUAGGUUAGCAUAUCGUAAAGGGAUCGACCUUUUAAUUGCGGCGAUCCCAAAGCUGUGUAAAAAGUACCCCACGAUCCGGUUUUUAAUAGGUGGGACAGGACCAAAGCUAAUUGAGCUGGAGCAAAUGAAAGAAAAAUAUCAAACAGUAAUCAAACCUGACCAAGUUAGAAUACUGGGACCGAUUCGAGCUGAUCAAGUUCGGGAUCUCAUGGUCCAAGGAGAUAUCUUCUUGAAUGCAUCAUUGACUGAGGCCUUCGGAAUGACCCUACUGGAAGCUGCAUGUACCGGCUUGCUAGUUGUGUCCACGCGUGUUGGAGGAAUCCCGGAGGUACUUCCUGAAGGGUUGAUCGAGUUUGCCGAACCAGAAGUAGAUGAUCUUGUUCGCGCCACUGAGAGGGCCAUCGAAGUGAUCCAAUCCGGGACCCACGACCCGCAGAAGGUUCACGAAAGAGUGCGGGGAAUGUACAGCUGGACUGACAUUGCAGCUCGAACGGAACAUGUAUAUUAUGAAGCUUUCAAGAUCGAGCCUGCUCCAUUGAUUGAGAGAUUUCGAAGAUUCUACGGAUCGGGAAGUAUCUUUGGGAAAGUAAUGUGUAUCGUUGUCAUGUGCCAGUAUAUAUUUAUGGGCAUCUUGGAUUGGUGGCUGCCUCGGGAGAACAUUGAUUACGCUCCUGAUUUCAAUUACGAUGCUUAUGUUCAGGCGUACGGUAUAGACUGA
Molecule: messenger RNA, 1404 nt
Organism: Puccinia triticina
Lineage: Eukaryota; Fungi; Basidiomycota; Pucciniomycetes; Pucciniales; Pucciniaceae
Exons: 9
Coding region: 1-1404 (467 amino acids)
Biological process (GO): GPI anchor biosynthetic process
Cellular component (GO): glycosylphosphatidylinositol-N-acetylglucosaminyltransferase (GPI-GnT) complex
Molecular function (GO): phosphatidylinositol N-acetylglucosaminyltransferase activity
Source: RefSeq, a predicted model, not a curated record